AUGGGUAACUGGGAAGACCUUGACUUUGGUGAACCACAACCGCGGCAGGAUAAUAUCGACAAAUGGGAGCGAGCUGUCAACGAUAAUAACCCUUCAAUUCUCACUAUUAAAGAUCGUCUAAGAAUGCUUCGACGAUGGCCCUUGCAAGACGCCAAGUAUUUCUGCAAUUUCUACGUCGGAUUGACUAUCGGUGAGCUAAUUCAGAAGGCCGCCGGGACGGACGACAUUACCGAGACUGAAGCGAUUAUAAUUCUCAAUACUCCUUUCGGCGAUUGUAUCCCCGAGGAUCAGAAAGAAAUGGCGAAUCAGUCUCGAUGGUCGCAAAAUACAAAAAAGAAGUUCCAUGAUGCCUUUAACUUGGUUCUCACCGAGAUGGACGCAGAGAGGAGAGCGCGUGCAAACGCCGAGGUCGCCUUUGAACGGGUCAAAACUAUCAGGAGGGCUGAAUUGAAGAAUUUCCUCUAA
This is a messenger RNA of Penicillium daleae, 465 nucleotides long. RefSeq lists its product as uncharacterized. The coding region runs from base 1 to 465 and encodes 154 amino acids. The transcript has a single exon. The record is from RefSeq and is a predicted model, not a curated record. Lineage: Eukaryota; Fungi; Ascomycota; Eurotiomycetes; Eurotiales; Aspergillaceae.